CAAAAACAUCUGUCACAAAACGUCAAAUGUGUUUACUCGCAUCAACAUUACCAUAAAUAUGUAAAUCAAAUAUUAAUUUUUUCGAUUUCCACCGCGUUGGGAAAUGUCCGAAACGAUGGAAUUAAAAAAACCGGACCCGCAACACUCCCCGUCAUACCACGAAAUCGCCGCCAAAUUGAUAAACGAUCGCUUUCUUUUAAGCGCUUUGGAAUUUCACACGGAACUGGUGGAAUCCGGGCGAGAAGUCCGCGUUUUGAAAGAUUUUUUCUCGAACCCCGGCAAUUUUGAGUUAAACACUUACGAUACACCAUCAGGAAUAACUAGAUCUGGUAGUCAGGCGACUUUGGAUAGUUUAGAUUUAACUAGAUAUUCAGAGGACGGUGAGCAAAGUAUCGAUGAACGUGUUGCCGUUUUAGAAUUCCAAUUACGUAAAGCUAAGGAAACUAUUAAUGCUUUAAGAAAUAAUUUAACUGUAGCUACAGAAUCGGAAAAUAAUACACCAAAUAAAAGUACAAUUCAUCAUGUAAAUGUGAAUACGAUAAAACCUCACGAACAACGUGCUUUGAAUUAUUUAAUAAACGAAUAUUUAUUGGAGUACGGAUAUAAAUUAACAUCAAUUACUUUUGCGGAUGAAAAUGAAAAUCAAGAUUUCGAAGAUUGGGAUGAUGUCGGAUUAAACAUUUCAAAACCGGCCGGUUUAUUAACAAUAUACAGGGAAGGUUUAAAACAAAGCGGUCAUAAUCUAGUCCAUAAAGAAUCUCAAACGCCCAGUGACAAUUUAAUCGAUGAAAAUGUGAGGAAAAAGCUUAAAAAUUUAGAGGAUGAUUUUGUCGAGGGGAAUUUGAGAAUUUCCCAAUUAGAAUCUCAAAUUUCUUGUUUACGAAACGAUAAUGAAGGUCUUAGAAAACAAAAUGAAGCUUUAAUUCAAAAUGCGGAGGAGUUAAAAAAGAAAGCUUUCUCGUUUAUUGGUAGCAGUAAAACUUCUACGGUUGGAAGUAAUUCCCCGGAACAUUUCGAGAUUAUUGAGAAAAGUAAUUUGGUUAAAACGGAUGUUUCUAUUGAAGAUAAUAUUUCAAGUAAUAGUUUAAAUGAAAUCGAUUGGAACGAUGUUACGAUUUCGAGUAAUAACGAACAAUUCAUUGAAACCGUACCAGAAAAAAAUAAAGAUUUAAGCGAAGUUUUAUCGUCUAAUUCGAAAGAAAGGAUAUUCUCAAACAUCUUCGAAAUGGAACUUUUAAAACUCUGCUCUAUAAAUACUCCCCAAAAAAUCGACAAUGAUAUUUUAAUAGAUUUAUUAAAUUCCGGAAUCACCACGAGCACGUUAACUUCAUUAUUAUCACAGAGUUUAUUGAGAAUAAUUCCAAAUAUCAUUCUAAAUAAACGCGAAGAAGCCAUUCCUUUAUUAAUAAGCGCCGUUUUGCUAUGUAACGAUUCUAAUAUGCGAGAUAAACUACUCCAGCAACUAUUUAAUUUGAAAAAAAAACCAUCGGAAGCGGAACGAUCCCAAAUUUUAACGGGAAUCGUUGGAAUCGCGAAAUUCUCGAAAGAAUCUUUAGUUGAAAACGAAGUUCUUCCGCAAUGUUGGGAACAAUUAGCUCAUAAAUACGUUGAGAGACGGCUUUUAGUCGCCGAAUCUUGUGUUGCUUUAAUUCCAUAUGUUUCGUGUACCAUAAGAAAUUCUUUGUUAUUAUCAAUGUUACAACAAAUGUUGGAUGAUCGUGAAGACGCCGUAAGAAGCGUUGUCGUUAGAGCUUUAAGUUUAGUGGUGGCUUUGUGUGAUGAUAAAGAUAAAUACGUGCAAUGUGAAGAUUUGGCCUUAACGAUUCUAAAAGAUCCCAGCAAGAUUGUCGUCGAAAGUUGUGUUGAAAUUUUAUUCCCGGUUUUAGCACGAUGGGCUUUGAAUAUCGAUUUUCUUACAUCACAUCUUAUAAAGAGUCUCCUACAAAAAUUGAAUUAUUAUUUAAAAGGAUCUAAAACGGAAUCUCCCACAAAAAAUAUUUACCCAGAAUUAGUGAUAAAAAUUAUGAACGUUUUGAAUCGUUUAUUACCGUUUAUUUUAAUGUAUGUGGCGAAUAAACCGUACGUUUUAGAAAGGAUUGAGAAAGAUAUGGCUAUAGAAAUACGACCAGACUUUUUAAACAUAUGUACAUCAUUAACAACCCCGAACAAUUUCACAAAAUCCUCAAUCAACAUCGGAAUGAUAAUCUACGAAUUUGAUUCGGCAAUAAAAGAAACCCCGAAAAUUUCAUGGCCCGAACUCGAUUGGUUAAUCGAUAACGCAAUCCCCGAUAUUCUAAACAGCCUAACCCACAUAGAAUUAACCCAACAAAUUCAACCAUUCAUUGAUUUUUUCACAAAUCUUUGUAUAACGUUCGGCGAAAAUUGUACUUUAUAUAAAAUCGCUCCGAUUUUUCGCUUUCAAAUUGAAAAUCUCGAACAAGUUUUAUCUAGUUACAACCAAUAUUCGCCAAGUUUAAACGUUAUCCCCGUUUAUUUGGUUUCAAUAUUAACUUAUUGUGAUAAAAUGGCUAUUGAGAAAGUGUUUAAACAAUUUUUAUUUACUUUGCCAUUGUGUGGAACUCCGUUGGAUUGUUUAGAAAUAACGGCGCGAGAGUUGUGUUUAAAAGGGUAUCAAGAAAUUGUUGUUACGAUAUUAUGGGAUGGAGUCGUUCAUCAAAGACAAUUAAUUCGAGUGGCUUCCGCUGGUUUGUUUUCAUCGAUUGUAAAAAAUUGUGGGGAAAAUUUAUUAAUUGGAAAAGUUACACCAGCUAUAGUUACUUUAGCAAAUGAUACUGAUGUUUUGGUUAGAACAGCGACAAUUCCAGCUUUAGGUCAUCUAAUAACCGAUUGUAAUAGCAAAGAAGUUCAUGAUAAAGCUUAUAUGCAACUAGAAACGUACAUAAAUGACGUUACUUUAAUUGAGAAUCAUACACUUUUAAGGCAAAUUAUUGUAACAAUGGGGAAUAUUGUCUUAAAAUGUAAAGAAUCUUUUAAAGAUGAUGUUAUUUUUCCUAAAUUGCAUAAUUUAGCGAUGUAUACUUACCAAAUGACCAAUCAAACUAGAAAAGUCGAUAUGGCGGCUCCUUUAAUUGAAGCGUUUUCGAAAAUACUCUUUUGUAAUAGUUUAAAUAUUCAAAAAGUUAAUAACUUUAUUCUUCCUGGUUUAAGAUAUUUAGAAUUUGUCGUAAAAGAAAACCCAUCACUAACAUCGCAAUACGAAAUAGUAACCUCGUUAAUAAAAGAAGUCGAAGGAAAAGUUGAUAACUCCUCUUCGUUAUUAACAAUAGAAAAAUCCGUAAAAAUAAGUACACCAAGCGUUGAAGAUGUUCGCCAAAGGGUCAGCAAGAUUUUCAACAACCCCGUAGUUAAUAAGAAUAACCCUUUACCGAAUUUACAAGGAAUUUUUAAAAAGAAAUAAUCAAGCUAAAAAUUAAUUUAUUUAAGUAUUACUCUUUUAGUUUUAAAAAUUUUUCGCACAUCUAUUUCUCUCUCUAGUGCCUUAUAAAUAAUCUGUUUAAAAAAAGUAUUAAAAAAUACGUAAAUAUUUUAAAAAAAUAAUUCACUACUGUUUUUCUAUCUCCUUAACGUAUUUUUAUAUUUUUGCUAGUAAGUGUUGUGAUUUACAGAACGAUUUACAAUACGUAGGUGUAAAUGAGUAAUUAAAUCACUUUUUUUUUUAAUUAAAAUUAAUUUAAAUAAUUUAAAAUAAGCACAUGGUUGUGAGAUUUACGGUGACUUAGUUUUUUAUUCAAAACGUAAUUGUUAAUUAAUUAAUUAAUUGAUUAUUAUUAUUAUUAUAAAUGAAUUUUAAA
Messenger RNA from Onthophagus taurus, 3812 nucleotides. RefSeq names its product RAB11-binding protein RELCH homolog. Gene Ontology annotation, cellular component: recycling endosome; trans-Golgi network. Gene Ontology annotation, molecular function: protein binding. Lineage: Eukaryota; Metazoa; Arthropoda; Insecta; Coleoptera; Scarabaeidae. Gene Ontology annotation, biological process: intracellular cholesterol transport. The record is from RefSeq and is a predicted model, not a curated record.